Messenger RNA from Strongylus vulgaris, 737 nucleotides. NCBI's taxonomy places the organism in Eukaryota, Metazoa, Nematoda, Chromadorea, Rhabditida, Strongylidae. The record is from the annotation of a GenBank genome assembly.
AUGAAGAAGGCAUUGUCUGUGGGAACUGAAACUGCUGAGGACGCCCUCUUCUUUCAUAUUGAAACUGCCAAAAAGGUUAUCAAAGGAGCAAAAUCUGUGAAAAAGGAAAUUUCGGAUAUACGGCACAUGAAAGUUCAUUAUGAAACCACUGGAGAGGGAGCUGAAGAACUGACUAUUCACAAAAAGGCAUUGUCUGUGGGAACUGAAACUGCUGAGGACGCCCUCUUCUUUCAUAUCGAAACUGCCAAAAAGGUUAUCAAAGGUGCAAAAGCUGUGAAAAAAGAAAUUUCGGAUAUACGGCACAUGAAAGUUCAUUAUGAAACUGCUGGAGAGGGAGCUGAAGAUCUGACUGUUCACAAACAACUCAAGAAAAGCCUUCUUAAUGUGGUGCGUGGCUAUAUCAACAUGUUUGAAACGAUGCAAACAGUAAUCAAAUGGAUAUUCAUUCCGUUGACGUUAUUCUGGCCAUUCGUUUCGACUGCUUUAUUCACUUUCAAGUUCAAUUAUCGUGAGGAUUUUGAAAACCAUUACUUGACGGAGGAGUUCGAAAAGAUUGACCUGGAUAUGGCCUUGAAAGGUCGAACAAAGGCGCUUCCUUUGAACAAAGAUGAAAAAAUUCUGGUAAUUGCAUGUUUUACUCCAAUUCCAAUUUCGACGCAAAUGGGUGUUCAGCCUUUGUUGAAAAAAAAAGUAAUCCUUAGUAUCUACUAUUAUACUAAUACUAUUCAGUUUUAGUA